Messenger RNA from Aureobasidium musti, 2084 nucleotides. Lineage: Eukaryota; Fungi; Ascomycota; Dothideomycetes; Dothideales; Saccotheciaceae. The record is from the annotation of a GenBank genome assembly.
CCAUGGCUCCCUCCCAUCCUCUUUCUAUCCUUUCCAUCGCAGAGACCAAUCUUGCUAGAGAGAUUGUUCUCGCCCACCACGACAAGGAGGUUAUCGACUUUAGAGAGAUCUUCCUUCAGGAACCUACAAAGGCAGAAUUGGUCAAGUACCUUCAACUUGAACACUCUGGUCGCUUGUCUCCUUCCUCGCCUCGUCCUGCUCGUCUUGCCAAGUGUCAGUACGAUGUCAUUGGCCAGGACAGAAUCCCUUCCUACCAUGAGUGUGUGGUGGAUAUUGGAUCCAGACAGAGAAUCAAGCACGAGAUUAUUGGUAAAGAACAUCAAGCUGCUUUGACGCUUCUAACCCCUUUGAUAGCANAAGAAUUCGAGGUCCUUGUCAAUGUCUGCAAGGCUGACCCCAAAUUCAAGCAAGCAAUUGCCGAACUCAACAUCCCCGAUUACUAUGAGAUUGUCGUUGAGCCUUGGCCUUAUGGAGGUCUUGACGAAGAAGAUGAGAGUCGUCGUUACUUCCAAGGACUCAUCUUCGCUCAAGACACACGCAACAACAAUGCCGACUCCAAUUUCUACGCUUUUCCUCUUCCUCUGAUUCCCGUUCUGGACAUCCACAAANAGGAGAUUUGCAGGAUUGACAAACUGGCUACUGGUGGCAAGAAUGAUGCUCUUAGUGGAAAAACCCACGCAGAAAAGAUUCUGGAGCAUUGCACCACUGCCGAAUAUGUUCCUGAACUGCUUCCCCAGGGACUCAGACAAGAUCUCAAGACUUUGAAUGUGUUGCAACCCGAUGGGCCUUCGUUCAAGGUUACAGACGAGUCUCUGGUGGAAUGGCAGAAAUGGAGAUUCAGAGUUUCGUUCAACCCUCGCGAAGGCGCUGUUGUCCAUGACGUGCACUACGAUGGCAGAAGCGUUCUCUACCGCCUCUCGGUCUCGGAAAUGACUGUUCCGUACGCAGAUGCCAGGCCUCCCUUUCAACGCAAACAAGCCUUUGACUUUGGCGACGGCGGUGCUGGAAACUGUGCCAACAACCUCUCUUUGGGAUGUGAUUGUCUAGGCGUCAUCAAAUACUUUGACGCUGUGAUUGUGGAUGACGAAGGAAAAGGUAAAGUGCACCCUAAUGUUAUUUGUCUGCACGAACAAGACGAGGGCAUUGGUUGGAAACACACAAACUGGCGUACAGGCCGUGCAGUAGUAACCCGCAGCCGCGUCCUUGUCAUCCAAUUCAUCAUCACCCUCGCAAACUACGAAUACGUAUUCGCCUACAAAUUCGACCAAUCGGGAGGCAUCGACAUCGAAACACGCGCCACGGGAAUCGUCUCCUGUGUCAACAUCGACGCCGGCAAAACCUCCAAUUACGGAAAUGUCGUCAACCCUGGCGUGCUGGCUCAAAACCACCAACACAUUUUCGCUUUCAGGAUUGAUCCUGCGAUUGAUGGACAUAACAACACAGUCAUCACUGAAGAAUCCCAUCCAGUGCCCAUGAACGCCAAAACAAACCCCCGCGGCAACUACUACGAAAUCCGCAAAACGCCAGUGGAAACAGCAGCUUGGGCAGAUGCCGAACCCCGUCUGAACCGCGUCUUCAAAAUCGUAAACGAGAACAUCAAAAACCCAAUCUCUGGAAACAGUGUGGGCUACAAACUGGUUCCUCCUGCUACCCAACUGUUGCUUGCAGAUCCGGCUUCAGUGCAAGCCCAACGCGCACAAUUCGCUCAACACCAUUUGUGGGUGACGAAAUAUAAAGACGACGAAUUGUAUGCGGGAGGAAGGUUUACAAUGCAGUCUCGCAAAGAGGUUGAUGGUGUAGCAGAUGCAGUCGCCCGAGGCGACAAGACCAGAGAUGCCGAUGUGGUGCUGUGGAGUGUGUUUGGCUUGACUCACAACCCUCGCGUUGAGGAUUGGCCUGUCAUGCCUUGUGAGAUCCAUCAAGUGCAUCUGCGUCCUGCGGAUUUCUUUACUGCUAAUCCUAGUAUUGAUGUGCCGCCGUCGAGUAACAAGGCUUCUGUGGAGGUGCCAAAGAGUUGUUGCCAACCUGCACAGGGGGAAGCUGUAGGCUGCUGCUUCGCGGGGACGUGCAAGAGAACAAGGAGG